Molecule: messenger RNA, 1569 nt
Organism: Microsporum canis CBS 113480
Lineage: Eukaryota; Fungi; Ascomycota; Eurotiomycetes; Onygenales; Arthrodermataceae
Product: benzoate 4-monooxygenase cytochrome P450
Exons: 4
Coding region: 1-1569 (522 amino acids)
Molecular function (GO): oxidoreductase activity, acting on paired donors, with incorporation or reduction of molecular oxygen; iron ion binding; heme binding
Source: RefSeq, a predicted model, not a curated record
AUGGCCGUCUUCGAAAUGCACGGCGUUGUGGUGGCGGCGGCAUUGUUGCUGGCGUAUCCCCUAUGCAAGAUCAUCUACAACUUGUACUUUCACCCGCUGGCGAAGAUCCCCGGUCCUCGGACAUGGGCAGCUACACGUCUCCCCUAUAUUCGAGCCCUCAUCCGGGGAACGAUAGUACACGACUUUGAAAGGCUUCAUCAGAAAUAUGGGCCGGUUAUACGUACUGCGCCGGAUGAAGUCACCUUUGCGCAUGGAGAGGCAUACAAUGAUAUCUUUCGAGUCCGUCAGGGGCAUAAACAAUUCCUCAAGGACCCCAUCUGGUGGGCACGGCAGGACGGCCAGCCUGAUUCGAUUCUGAGUGCAAUGAGCCCGGAAAACCAUGCUCGCAUACGAAAGAUACUGGCUCCCGGCUUCACUACACGUGCUCUAAAGGCCCAGGAGCCGCUGGUGCAGAAAUAUGUUAAUCUUCUUAUUGAACGGAUGCACGACAAGGCGAGUGAAGUAAAGGACGGUAAAAAGGGGGCGGAGUUUGAUAUCGGGCCCUGGUUCAACUUCACCACCUUUGAUAUCUUUGGAGAACUCGGCUUUGGCGAGUCGUUUGACUGUCUCCAAAACUCUCGGUACCAUCCGUGGAUCGCUCUACUUUUCAACAGCGUCAAGGCAGCCUCGUUUAUAUCGGCCACCAAAUUUUUCCCCCUGGUCACUUCCAUGCUUAUGAAAUGUAUACCCGAGUCUCUAAAGAAGAUGCAAAAGGAUCAUUUCCAGCAGAUUGUCGAUAAGGUGGACCGGCGUCUCAGCUGGGAACUUGACCGGCCUGACUUCAUGUCCCAUGUUAUCAAGGCGGAUGGAGGCACCAAGAUGCCAGUGGGAGAGAUCUACGCUACCUUCAUGGUGAUGACGACUGCUGGGAGCGAAACUACGGCCACGACGCUGAGCGGAACGAUGAAUCACCUUGUGGCAAAUCCGGAUAUACUUGCGAAACUCACCAAAGAGGUACGCAGCGCAUUCCAAAGCGAAAGCGACAUGAAGCUCGAUGCCCUUCAGGGCCUCGUAUACCUCAACGCCGUACUACGGGAAGGCCUGCGGCUUUGUCCGCCUGUCCCAUGGAUGUUGCCUAGAGUCGUCCCUCGCGGAGGUGAUACUGUCUGUGGAACUUUGUUACCUGAAGGUACUGCGGUAAGUAUCCAAGCUUACACUCUGAACCGCGACCCGUCAUUCUUCCACUCUGCAACAACCUUUAUCCCUGAGCGUUGGCUCCCAGAGGCCAGUGCCAACCCAAAGUCACCCUUCUUCAAAGACCAGCGGAACGCUGUUCAGCCGUUCAGCGUAGGACCAAGAGAAUGCCUAGGUCAGCACCUUGCAUGGGCAGAGCUGAGGCUUAUUCUCGCCAGAUUAGUCUGGGCCUUUGAUUUUGAAGCGGUAGAGGAAAAGAAACUCAAAUGGGAAGAGCUGAGGACGUUUCUUCUCGUUGAGAAGAAACCGAUCGAGCCUGUCAUCCUUCAUUGGUGCAUUUCUCCCCAUAUCAAACAUCCGACAUCUGCAUACAACCCAUGGCAAUACUGGGCGUAA